Molecule: messenger RNA, 818 nt
Organism: Hydractinia symbiolongicarpus
Lineage: Eukaryota; Metazoa; Cnidaria; Hydrozoa; Anthoathecata; Hydractiniidae
Product: antistasin-like
Exons: 7
Coding region: 44-685 (213 amino acids)
Cellular component (GO): extracellular region
Molecular function (GO): serine-type endopeptidase inhibitor activity
Source: RefSeq, a predicted model, not a curated record
GUGGGUUUUUAAAAGUGGUCAUUAAACGAAGAAAGAUUGAAAGAUGAAAAGUUGGUUGUUGUUAACUGUCGGUGUUGUUUUCACCACUUCGAUCUGCUGUGUCGAUGUAAAGAAAUGUAUCUUUUAUCCAUGUCCUGAUAUAACCGGCUGUGAAGAGGUCUAUGAUGGAGGGUGUUGCGACAGGUGUGCAAAGAAGAAAGGGGAAGAAUGUGGAGGUCAUUUGUUAACGAGAUGUCAGACUGGAUUGGUUUGUUCGAAAGGUUUUGGAACAGUUGUCGGAAAAUGCGUGUGUCCACCACCAUGCGAGGGUGUCACUUGUCCAUACAGUCAUAUAAUUACAAACACUCUGGACAAACAUGGAUGUCGUGGAUGUAAAUGCAGCACAGAGUGUCCGGAAGUAAAAUGUUCUCCUUGUCGAUAUGGCUACCUUCGUGACAGUAAUGGAUGCAACAGAUGUGUUUGUCGACCCAAACCAUGUCCAAAACAAACGUCGCCAUUAUGCCACCAGUAUUGUCCUUAUGGUAACGCCCUCGACUUUUUUGGCUGCGAGCUGUGUAAAUGCAGGACCCGAAAAUGUCAGACAAUGAUGUAUUGUAACAAGUAUUGUCCGUAUGGUUAUCAUAUCAGCGAUGGAUGCAAGACGUGCUACUGUAGAUCGAAAUGGUCCAUCAAAAACGCCAACUAGUUAUUCUAUCAACAACAACAAAGUAAAUAUACCAAAAAGAGAUUUGUAAACAAAUUUGAGACUUAAAAUUUAUAUAUUUGCAUGUACACCUUAGUUAAUGUUAAUCAAAUUAUGAAAAACCAAAAAUGAUAAA